This is a messenger RNA of Cladophialophora immunda, 4014 nucleotides long. RefSeq lists its product as uncharacterized. Lineage: Eukaryota; Fungi; Ascomycota; Eurotiomycetes; Chaetothyriales; Herpotrichiellaceae. The record is from RefSeq and is a predicted model, not a curated record. Gene Ontology annotation, biological process: DNA-templated transcription; positive regulation of transcription from RNA polymerase II promoter by galactose. Gene Ontology annotation, molecular function: RNA polymerase II cis-regulatory region sequence-specific DNA binding; DNA-binding transcription factor activity, RNA polymerase II-specific; zinc ion binding. Gene Ontology annotation, cellular component: nucleus. Bases 1408 to 3798 code for a protein of 796 amino acids. The transcript is spliced from 5 exons.
CUCGAUAAAUUCGUUGACUCCUCGAGAUUUUCUGUUUGACCUCCCAUACAAUCUGACAUAGCAUUGACCGCGCCAAGGCUGAUCACACUCAAAAUGUGCAAAUAGACCGCUUUGCCGUGCGCCCGGAUCAAUGACUGACUGCCUGUCGUGCUCGCAGAAGAUGCUGACACAAAGACAGGAAGACAUCACAUUCACAGUGCACGACUGAGAGUCGACCGUUGCCGUCAAUAACUUACAAUGAAGGUAUCGCAGGGGAUUCCGCUGUCAGCGCACUCGCCCUCCAUUCACCGCGUCAACAAGCGAGUGAGUACACUACAAUGAUUCCGCCGGACGAGGCUGAGAACAGAAGAAAUGACAAAAUAGUGGAGCUGAGAUGAAUGCACUCGAUUUUGCGCAGCAGGGGUAGGUCCAUGUUCCUUGGGGAACGGCAGCGUCUAUCUGAUGGGUGCUCGAGCGCAAGAAGACGCAAAGAUAUUAAUACCCGGAAUGUUUCAUCCAUCAUAGUGAGGAAAUGGCUCGACCAGUCAAAUGUCAAAUCUCAGUGCUGGGGUCUCGAUCUGCGCCUAAGCGUCGACAGUCGCGCCUGUCAGUGAGGAGGCCUUCUCUAUACACUUACUGGGACGCGAUUUGCUGUAUCUGAUUGUUCCGAGGGCAUCACCGGAAACCCUACCUGGUUGGCAACGUCUAUGUACCCAGAUUACUCGCGGACGAAAAAACCUGUUUCCCGAGUACGGUUGGGUCCAAAAGCGUGAGUGAAGGCUACUUGCACCUGAGCUUGAACUUGAGCCUUGAGCUAAACACCACUGAGCACUCCAUGGGCAAUGCUGCUGAAGAUCCCGAGGCCUAGUGACCCUCAGCCUGGCCCUUGUCGAUGUUACCUAGAUAGGUAAUAUCACAACGCAGGCGGCUCACUUUGCUCGCAACCAAUAUCACUGGUGGCGAAUUCCAGACAGAAGCUGGCUGUCCAUCCAGUAUAGCGCCAACAACCUCUUAACGAUGGACUCAGCUUCCUGAAAGCUUGUGUUGCCUGCCCGGUUCGAGGCUUUUCCCGGGGUUUUCAGGGACCACUUGCUCCAGAUGGAUGAAUAAAAAUUCGGCAUCUGGGGGUUAUGGAGACUUCAUGCCAUUGUCGUCAUGGUUCAUUCACGCUUCUCAUUUCAGGCGACCUUUGUGUACUAGGUAUCGGCGAUGAGGAGUCCUUUCCCCCUCUAUCUCCGCUCAUAUGAUUCGGCUUCUUGCGACCAGCGCAGCUGUCAGCGCUGAAACCUCUCACCACCCUUUCGAAGCCAAAUGCUACGUGUCGGCUUCAUUAUUAGCAUUGUCACACCAGGAUGUUGACGCUCGAGAUUCACUGCAUCUACAAGUUCCUGCUCUGAUUGUCUAGAACGAUUUCUGCUUCCAUCGUCUAUGAUGCAGACCAUCUCCCUCCAAUCGAACAGGCGAACACGAAUAGCGGUGGCAUGUACUUCGUGUCAAAGUCGGAAAUCUCGCUGCAAUGGCGGUGAACCGUCUUGCCGUCAAUGCGAUGAACUUGGCUUGCAGUGUAUUUACGAACGCUUGCCUCGGAAGAAUGAGAUAAAGUCCCCCAAGAAGCAGCAAACAAGCUACAGCAGAAGACUGCGCGCCCUCGAAGAUGCACUGCUCGUGCAAAACAAACAUCCUGCGCAAGUGGUGCUGGGCAAGUCCGAUCUGGAACAAACAAACGAUUCUUACUACACGCAUCUCGACGGGCUGCAGGAACCCCAAUCAAGCAAUCAAGAGAUACGCAGCGUGGUCUACAAAACAAGCAACUGUACAGAGCAAGACGGAGGAGACGAGGACACGAUCGACGGUAUGGCCACAGUUAUAAGUUCGAAGACCAUGAAUUCUAUGGUCUUCGGACCGUCUUCAAACAUAGCGUUUCUCCGUCAAAUAUUUGACGCUACUUCGGCUGCGCUGCAAGCAUUGGGCAAGAUUUCACAACCAGGAAACACCCUAUACCAAACAUACAUCUCUUCAAAUGCCUCCCCAGCCACGGUGACAAGGUCGGUUCCAAUAGCAGCCCAGCGACGUGUCGAUACCCAGCAUUUGCCUUGCGAUUCCCAUGGACGACAUCUGAUCAGACUCUUCUUCUCCAACGUUGGAAUGCUCUUUCCAGUCAUCCAUGAAAGUGAGUGCCUGAGAGCCUACUGUACCGCCAAACUGGAAGGCUCUGCGGCAGUCAGUCAAUCGUGGCUUUGCCUCCUUAAUGUCAUCUUCGCUCUGGCCACCUAUGCCAGCACAACGCCCGAUCAGAUAACAGGAAGAAAUGAACAUGCGGCUGAAGAAUUCAUCGAGAAGGCAGAAACUCUCUCGGUCCACAUUGCGAUGAAAUCAGCAGACCUGGAAAUCGUCCAAUGUCUACUACUGAUCGCGCAAUACUACCAAGGUACUCAAAAGCCUGAUAAAGCCUGGCAUUUGCACGGUCUUGCAGUUCGUGCCGCCAUACAAUUGGGGUUGCACUCGCCACAUGCGUACGUUGAUAUGGAGCCACUCGAAUGCGAGCUAAGGAAAAGGACAUGGUUCGGUUGUGUGAUCCUGGACAGAAUGCUAAGCAUGACCUUGGGCCGCCCGUACGCGAUAUCUGACGAACUCCUCAAAUUGGACCUACCUCUUGAUAUUGGCCUCGAUGCAGUGAGCAAGGGACCGACGCCAAUGACGUCGGACGAUCAAUCUGCAGCUCCCAGUACGGUCUGCCUUUUCAUUGCAACAAUCCAGCUGUACGAGGUACUUGGCGACAUCAUCAAGAAGCUUUACGGCUCUAACACCGAUGCUGGUGUACAACAGACCGUUCCUGCCUUGCUAGGGACAAUCAGCCAGCUCGAACAUAAACUUGAGGUCUGGAAACAAAAUCUGCCUCCCCAGUUGCAACAGCUGCCCCUGGAAAUCCAACGCACGAGUCCCGACUUGCCGACACUGGCGUUUGCGCCUGUUUUCGACCGCCUCAGUAUCAUUCUUACUCUCCGAUACCUCAAUGCCCGCAUUCUUCUUCAUCGACCAAUUCUUUCUGCAUGUCUGCGCCAAAAACACCCCUUUGGCCCUCACAAAGGGCCCGCGUCUGAGGCACACCAUAGUUAUCUCUAUGAGUUUGCCAAUAUCAGCGUAAAGAUCUGCGAACGAUCUGCGGUGGAAGUGAUCAAUAUUGUCUGCAAAGCAAGUCGGCAAGCUGGCACACUGGGCACCUGGUGGUUUUCUGCUUACUACACAUAUAACGCAGCCCUGGUUAUAUUCAGCUGCAUUCUUCUGCAUACUACCACGUCGAGAAGUGGAAUAUCCACUGAAAAGGACGAGCAUCAUCAUGCGAAUCUUGGAAAGAUCGUCCACCUUCAGCGGGCCUUCGAGGCCACAGGAAGAUUGGGAGCGGGCUCGAUCACGGCAAAGAAAAUCCAACGUGCGCUGUUGACACACAGACAAACCUGCAUGACCUUGGUCCAAAGCGAUGUUGGAGACGGUGGCAAAGAAGACGCAUCUGGAUCAUCCAUUACUGCAACCGGGUUUGAGGCGCACGUUCCCAACAUCGACGCCGUUCCAAUCUCAAACGCAACUGGAAUGAUCAGCAGCGAGGCUUCCAAUGUCCCUUUCCUGGAUCUUGCUCAAGACGAUCCGUUUGCCACAUUGGAUGAGGGCGUAGAUCAGCCGUGGAGUGACAUCGACUGGCUUUCCCACGAGUUCGGACCUGAAACUCAGCUGGACAACUACCCGAGGCCAUCCAGCAAUAUGCAGGACCUUUUGCCGAAUGGCAGAUUUGUGGCAUGUCCCUCGAAUGACGGACCCUUUUGACAUUGAGGAGACGACAAGACGCGUUUAUUGUAGACGGCGGAUGGGAUACAGGGCUUGACCACGGAAGAAAUUGACUUGAAUUAAAGAUCGUGUGACACAAGAACGUCGCUGUGGUUGGCAACAAGAAGACCCUCACACCCAUUCGACGCCCGAUCAGCUCAAAUCGCGCUUGCUUGGCUGAUACCCCAGGUCUCAGCCACCUCCAGUCUUUCGUAG